AAUCAUCGUACAUAGAUAGAGAUGAUUUUAAGUAUCGGGAAAGACCCGAAUAAAAUAAAUUGAGAAUGGGUUGUGCAUUCAUCAAUCUCAAAUCACUGCUACUUGUCAUAUGCCUGCUGUUGCUUUCUUCCCAUGAUGUUCUUGCAAAGUCUCGUCGCCCAAUUUCUGAAACUGAGAUCCGAGAGAAGAAGAAUCGGUGCUUUGAAGAUAUUGACAAUGGUUUAUGGGGUCAACAGUGCACGUCUUCGAUGAUAGCCAAGGAAAAUUGUAUGUUGCAAUGUGUGUCCCCGCCUUGUUAUGAACUUGUCUAUGAAGGGGAUCCGUUAGAAGAAGGGGAGAAAGAUUAUAGCAGGAGCCAGGAGUACAAGUACUGCAUGCACAGGUUAUCUCUAGGGGAGAGCAUAGAUGGCAUUCGAGGUUCCUUUGACAUGUAAACAUGGAAACACGAAACGGUAGCUAUCAUGGGACACUCAGAUGCAUCAGCAGUGAGAGUUGCAUAUUAAACUGAAAAUGACUAGGCACUGUUCGCCAUUAUGAUUAGUAGUUAAUGUGCUUUGUAUGAAUAGGCAUCACGUCUUAUUGGUAAAACUGCAAAAGAAGAAACCGAGUAGGGCAUAAUGCAAGAAACAUUUUCAACUCUUUACAACUGACCAGAAGAGAUUUGCAUUGUAUCUGUUUAUUACCAACGGAUUGACAAAUAUGUUGUGCUGUAGUAUCAUGUGGUUGCAAGAUUAUUGUUGUAUCUUUGUCAUACAACUAUACAAGUGUGUUAAAUGUUUA
Molecule: messenger RNA, 780 nt
Organism: Daucus carota subsp. sativus
Lineage: Eukaryota; Viridiplantae; Streptophyta; Magnoliopsida; Apiales; Apiaceae
Exons: 5
Coding region: 66-434 (122 amino acids)
Source: RefSeq, a predicted model, not a curated record